CAUCAACAUUCAACAACAAUAAUAUAACUUUUCUCUCAUAAAUCUUUUUGUUCUUCCACUGCUCUGUGCCACCAUUUGUUUGCUUCCAAUCAUGGACAUUUCCCACAAGAAGAGAACCUUGCUUAAGGUCAUACUCCUUGGUGAUAGUGGGGUUGGGAAGACUUCUUUGAUGAACCAGUACGUUUAUAGAAAAUUCAGCCAGCAUUAUAAAGCCACAAUUGGUGCUGAUUUUGUCACAAAGGAGCUACAAGUAGAUGAUAAACUCGUCACUUUACAGAUUUGGGAUACAGCAGGACAAGAAAGGUUCAAUAGUUUAGGUGCUGCAUUUUAUAGAGGUGCAGAUUGUUGUGUUUUGGUGUAUGAUGUAAAUGCACACAAGACAUUUGACACACUAAACAAUUGGCAUGAUGAGUUCAUUAAGCAGGCAGAUUUGAAUGAUCAUGAAGCAUUUCCCUUUGUGUUACUUGGGAACAAGGUUGAUGUAGAUGGUGGGAACAGUAGAAAGGUGACUGAGAAGAAAGCUAGGGAAUGGUGUGCUUCUAGAGGGAACCUACCAUACUUUGAAACCUCUGCCAAAGAAGGAUACAAUGUUGAAGAGGCAUUUUUAAACGUAGCAAAAAUUGCAUCAGAAAACGAGCACACACAAGACAUUUAUUUUCCCGGAAUAUCUGAAACUGUUUCGGAAGCAGAACAAAGAGGUGGCUGUGCAUGCUGAUUUUUUUUUCUUUUUUUUUUUUGGGAUUUAGAGGAUGAAUGUAUUUUGAUGAACCUUAUAUUACUUUGUCCUUCUGUUGUGAAGUAUGAUGUAGCAUUUUAGCUUAUUUAUUUAUUUAUUAUUUGUUCUUUUAAUUUAGCAUGGUAGGGAUCAGAUUUAAAUGCAAAAACGCAAAUUGAGCAGUU
Molecule: messenger RNA, 900 nt
Organism: Arachis stenosperma
Lineage: Eukaryota; Viridiplantae; Streptophyta; Magnoliopsida; Fabales; Fabaceae
Product: ras-related protein Rab7-like
Exons: 7
Coding region: 92-715 (207 amino acids)
Cellular component (GO): vacuolar membrane
Molecular function (GO): GTP binding; GTPase activity
Source: RefSeq, a predicted model, not a curated record